Mangifera indica (mango) is the source of this 2513-nucleotide messenger RNA. RefSeq lists its product as uncharacterized. Bases 514 to 2013 code for a protein of 499 amino acids. Gene Ontology annotation, molecular function: zinc ion binding. Lineage: Eukaryota; Viridiplantae; Streptophyta; Magnoliopsida; Sapindales; Anacardiaceae. The record is from RefSeq and is a predicted model, not a curated record. The transcript has 9 exons.
GUCCUUCAUUUUUUUUUUUUUUGUAAUUUUUUUCUUUGAGUGAUAUGAUUGGCAGGCUUACGUAAUAAUCGAAAAAUCUAGCGACUGUGUGGAAAUUUUAUCCGUUUGAGAGGGCUGUGGCUGUUCUGCUUUCAAAUAUGGAAGGGGACGUGCCAUCGAUUCCUUAUUAUCCAGGGGGAGCUGGGAUAAUCCAUUUAGUGGAUCCAAUGGGAAAAAAACAUAAAAUAAUAGUAUUCGGACUUUCCUACGUUACGGGUUGGCAGUUGAUUACGAAUAAAAAUGAAAAGUAGAAAAAGACAAUCAAUUUAAAAAUGGUGAGUGGUCGAUACUUCGAUGGCAUGGAAUCCAUCAGUACUGUUACUGUUCUUGAAAUUCAAUCAAAUCUGGAGAGCAAAAGAAACGGUUAUCUCCAAUAACCAAAAUUAGGGUUUCUUUUUUGGUUUUCUAAUUUGAUGGAGAGUAGUUCAGGUUCUGAAUAUCAUCAUCAUCAACAACAGAAUCCAGAAACCUCCGAUGAGUAUCAUCACACCCAGGUUUUUAUUGGCAUUGAAGGUCUUUAAUGAUGAGGAAAGAAAGAAUGAAGACUCUUGCUUAGUUCUAGUUCAGCAGUCUAAACGACCAAAACUCUCAACGUUGACAAUUCCUGUGAGGUCUUUGGAUAAUUCGUUUAAUGAAUUUAUAAAAGUAGACAUUUCUUCUUCAGUGUCAAGUCCUGGUUCCUCUAGAGGUGCUGGCCUGCCUCCUAGACCUAGUUCAGCAAAGUUCAAGUCAUCUGUGAGGAAUUUGCUUCCUCAGAGGAGCCUUAGGGCAAAAAAUGUGUCUCAAGAUGGUGAGAAGACGGUUCUCAUCAUGCCGGAUUCACCAUCAUCGGUUGAUAAGCCUUCUACAUCUAGGUCAUUUUCUCUUAAUAAGGUUUUCUUCUCUUCAUCAAGUAAAGUCCCACAUUCUUUACCGGCUACACCAAUUGCAAAGUUAGAAUCUGUACCGGACUUGCAUCUUGCUGUUCAGUCGGAUGUUUCUAAAUCAGAAGUUGAAUUGCAUAUGACACGUUCAUUGUCAGUUCCUGUGAAUACUAAAGUGAGAAGUUUAAGGCAGACUGAAUCUGGAGGAGGUUUAAUCCGUGUAAUUUCUACGACUCCUCGUUCUUCAGCCAUUGAAAAUACAUUAGCAAAUGAUGACUCAGCAGCUGAAACGGAUGUUGGUGAGGAUAUUCCUGAAGAAGAAGCAGUUUGCAGAAUUUGUUUUGUUGAGCUUGCGGAAGGAGGUGACACGUUUAAGAUGGAGUGUAGCUGUAAAGGGGAGCUUGCACUUGCUCACAAAGAUUGUGUCGUGAAGUGGUUUAGCAUCAAGGGAAAUAAGACAUGUGAUGUCUGCCAGCAGGAUGUCCAGAACCUACCAGUGACAUUAUUAAAAAUACAAAAUCCUUCAAAUGUUAUUAGACGGCCACCAGCUGUUCUUCAGCAGAGAGAAGUCCCUCGUUACAGGGUAUGGCAGGACGUACCAGUUCUUGUCUUGGUCAGCAUGCUUGCAUAUUUCUGCUUUUUGGAGCAACUUCUGGUGUCUCAGUUGGGUCCUCGUGCUCUCGCCAUCUCAUUACCUUUCUCCUGUGUCUUAGGUCUCCUGUCUUCAAUGAUAGCUUCAAACAUGGUGAGCAGGACUUACAUAUGGGCUUAUGCUUCCUUCCAAUUUGCAAUUGUGAUCCUGUUCGCUCAUAUCUUUUACUCUGUACUUAAUGUGAACGCAAUUCUCUCUGUCCUCCUUUCCUCAUUCACUGGGUUUGGACUUGCAAUUAGUACAAAUUCUCUUAUUGUGGAGUACCUUCGAUGGAGGACAAGUAGGCAGAUGCAGUCUCCACAUUGGCAGGUUAAUAUUGUGCAGCAACAAGAACAACAAAACCAGCAGAGCCAGCAACAGGAGUAUCAGCAUCACCAACACCAAUCCCAUCACCGACACCAACAGCAACUGACAGAGACGGCCAGUGUUGGACCCAUGAUAGUUCCAGGCAGUGAUUAACAAUUGUACAGAACACAUAGCUCAGUCUUACUAAAGGUUAAAUGCUGUGUGCCGAGACUGAUUUUUGAUUGGGUAUUUUUAUAAAAUUUCCAAUAGAAAGCAGAGGAACUUGAGAGAUUGAGAAGGAUGCUGAAUGGGUUCUGUUUUUAGGCCUUGUUUGAUGGAUUUACAGAGUAUAAGAGACUCAAAUUAUAUGCGGCUGUUAUUUUCAAGAGACAGCCAAUCAAGCAUAAUCGAAAAAUUUGCUCAAAAACUGUGAAACCCAGAAAAAACAUUGUAAGUUUCCCCCCUUUUUUUUCAGUGUCUGUGAGAAAUUUAUACAGGUUGAAAAUGUUUUUCAUCAUUUUAUUGAUUAUCGAUUUGUUCAAUUAGGAUCUUCCUAUAUUAAUUGUACAAAGUAGUGUUACCGAAAUGGAUGUGUUAGUUGUAAGAUGAAAGUUACAUUUGGUCCAUGGAAUGCUUUGUUUGUAAUACCAAUCCAGUUUUCAUUGUUACCUGCA